AUGAGUAGAAGAAACUCUACCACUGUGCCUGGCUUCAUCCUCAUGGGGCUGACGGACUCUGCAGAGACACAGCUUGUCUUCUCCGUGCUCUUCCUCCUGAUUUACCUGAUCACAGUGCUGGGGAACUUGGGGAUGAUAUUGGUCAUUCACCGGGAUCCCCAGCUGCACACCCCCAUGUACUUUUUUCUCACUCACCUGUCAUUUCUCGACCUCAGCUACUCAACUGUCAUCACCCCUAAAACCUUACAGAACUUACUAACUUCCACCAACAGCAUCUCCUUCCUGGGCUGUGUCACUCAGAUGUUCUUUUUCAUCCUCUUGGCUGGUACUGAAUGCUAUCUUCUCUCCUCCAUGGCCUAUGACCGCUAUGUAGCUAUCUGCAGCCCCCUGCGGUAUCCAGUCAUUAUGUCCACCAGACUAUGCCAUACUCUACUCAAUGGUUCCUAUAUAAUUUGUUUCAUGGAAUCCACUACGGUUUCAAUUUUUAUAAGCAGACUGGAUUUCUGCAAAUCUAAUGUUAUCCAGCACUUUUUCUGUGACAUACCCCCAAUUUUAGCCCUGUCCUGCAGUAUCACCUAUGAGGGUGAAAGAAUUGUAUAUAUUUGUGCUGGAUCCAAUUUAGUGUUGUCCCUCAUCACCAUAUCUGGAUCCUAUCUGUCCAUGCUCUCCACCAUCCUGAAAAUUAAUUCCACUGCUGGAAAGAGAAAAGCCUUCUCCACCUGUGCCUCCCAUCUCCUGGGAGUCACCAUCUUCUACAGUAGUACGAUCUUUACUUACCUAAAACCGAAGACGUCCUACUCCUUGGGAAGGGAUCAGGUGGCUUCUGUGUUUUACACCAUAGUGAUCCCCAUGCUGAACCCUCUCAUUUAUGGUCUCAGAAACAAAGAUGUGAAGAAUGCUCUUGUUAGAAUCAUGAAGAAGAAAGAGUGUUGCGGGCAGUUUAUAUCACAGUGGUGCUAA
Messenger RNA from Fukomys damarensis (Damara mole-rat), 960 nucleotides. RefSeq names its product olfactory receptor 8H1. NCBI's taxonomy places the organism in Eukaryota, Metazoa, Chordata, Mammalia, Rodentia, Bathyergidae. Gene Ontology annotation, molecular function: olfactory receptor activity; G protein-coupled receptor activity; odorant binding. Bases 1 to 960 code for a protein of 319 amino acids. Gene Ontology annotation, cellular component: membrane. Gene Ontology annotation, biological process: sensory perception of smell; G protein-coupled receptor signaling pathway. The transcript has a single exon. The record is from RefSeq and is a predicted model, not a curated record.